Molecule: messenger RNA, 267 nt
Organism: Strongylus vulgaris
Lineage: Eukaryota; Metazoa; Nematoda; Chromadorea; Rhabditida; Strongylidae
Source: the annotation of a GenBank genome assembly
AUGUCUGUCCUCACCAAAGCCAAGCGUGAAGAUCUGAAAGAGACUUUUGAAGAGGAGUAUGAUCAUUACAAGGGCAAAAGAAGAUACACGGAUGAUUCUGCAGACGGUCACUUGUCCGACUCCUCAUCUGAUGAUCUUGAAUCUCCACCAGAGAAGGUAUUCGCACCGAAUGAAGAGAUGGAGCGAAGCAAACCGAUGACGAAUGCUGAGAAAAUGAUGGCAAAAAUGGGUUACAAGGAGGGAAAGGGCUUAGGAAAGCAGAAACAA